AUGGCACCCUUAUUUGACUCUAAAGACAAGCAGAUCUCGGUGGCCUUCGUAUGCUUGGGUAACAUUUGCCGUUCACCUAUGGCCGAAGCAAUCUUCAAGCACAAGGUGAACGAGCUUGGUUACUCUCCCUACUUCAAAAGAAUAGACUCUUUCGGGACUGGUGGGUGGCACAUUGGCCAAUCGCCAGAUCAUAGGUCUGCCAAAACCUGCCGUAAGCAUGGAGUUCCUGUCAACCACGCUGCUCAACAAAUCCUGCCAUCUGAUUUCAAGGACUUCGAUUAUGUGAUUGCAAUGGAUGAGUCCAACAAGUCUGAUUUGCUAUACUCCAAGCCAAGAGAAAGCAAGGCUGUAGUUGAGAUGUUCGGAAAGUGGAGAACGGAUUCUGCGUUUGCAAAGGUGGUUGCCGACCCAUAUUACGGAGGUAACGAUGGGUUUGAGGUCAACUUCCAACAAUUGAGCCACUUCAGCGAGGAGUUCUUGAAGCAGGAGGUUGGGGACUUGAAUUAA
Molecule: messenger RNA, 507 nt
Organism: Suhomyces tanzawaensis NRRL Y-17324
Lineage: Eukaryota; Fungi; Ascomycota; Pichiomycetes; Serinales; Debaryomycetaceae
Gene: LTP1
Product: tyrosine protein phosphatase
Exons: 2
Coding region: 1-507 (168 amino acids)
Biological process (GO): protein dephosphorylation
Molecular function (GO): protein tyrosine phosphatase activity
Source: RefSeq, a predicted model, not a curated record